This is a messenger RNA of Phoenix dactylifera (date palm), 2334 nucleotides long. Its product is annotated as alpha-1,6-mannosyl-glycoprotein 2-beta-N-acetylglucosaminyltransferase. The record is from RefSeq and is a predicted model, not a curated record. NCBI's taxonomy places the organism in Eukaryota, Viridiplantae, Streptophyta, Magnoliopsida, Arecales, Arecaceae.
GUUCCUUUAUAAAGAGUACCGAGACGCGAUAUGAGACGCCCGAACCGACCUCUAGACACUGUUGCUUCGCGAUCGCCGGAUCGAAGAGGAAUGAUGGAGAACGCGGGUGGGAACUUGCAAAAUUUUGUUGUGCCCCCAGUUGAAGGUGUUGCUGGAGGUGGAACCGGUUAUGGUUGGAAUGAUGGUGGUGUGCAAUGUUUGAAUUCAUUCACAGGAGCAGUUGAUCCCACAAAAAUCCCAUCAGCAGAUUUGUUGCAUGUCUGGUGCAUGCCAAGCACUGCAAAUGUUGGGCAACAAGAAAUGCCAAGACCUUUGGAGCCUAUUUCUCUUUUGGCGGCAAGGAAUGAAAGGGAAAGUGCUCAAAUUGCUUUACGCCAAAAAGUUUCUUGGGGCAGUUCAGGCAUUGCUGGAACUGUGCAAAUUCAGUGUACUGAUCUCUGCACCUCUUGUGGUGAUAGAUUGGUGAUUGGGCAAUCCAUGACUCUGCGGCGUGUGCUACCGAUCCUAGGUGUGCCUGAUGCUCUUGUACCUCUUGAUCUACCAGUCAGUCAGAUAAACCUACUUCCUGGAGAAACAACAUCUAUCUGGCUCUCAGUUGAUGUCCCUGCUGGACAACCACCUGGUCAAUAUGAAGGGCAAAUUUUCAUUACUGCUGUGAGGGCAGAUGCAGAAUCUUCGUCAAAUUCUGUAGCUAAAGCUGAGAAGUAUCAAUUAUACAGAGAACUUAAAAACUGCCUUGACAUAAUUGAAGCAAUGAAUGAAAAACCUUUCGAGGAAGUGGUGGAAAGAGCAAGAUCUGCUACUUCUACUUUGAGGAGAAUUCUCCUAUCACCAACAUUCCAAGAGUAUUAUGAGGAAAAUGGCUCAAGUGACAUGAUGGAUGAAGAUAAUUUGACAAGCUUAUCAAUCCGUUUGAAACUUAGUGUCACAGUCUGGGAUUUCACUCUUCCAUCAACACCCUCACUUCCUGCUGUAUUUGGUAUAUCUGAAACCGUGAUUGAGGAUCGCUUUGGUCUGGAACAUGGGAGUGAAGACUGGUAUAGUGCAUUGGAUCGGCACUUCAAUUGGCUUCUUCAGUAUAGAAUCAGUCCGUAUUUUUGCAGAUGGGGUGAUAGCAUGCGAGUGUUAACUUAUACUUGCCCCUGGCCAGCUGAUCAUCCAAGAUCUGAAGAAUAUUAUUCAGAUUCAAGAUUAGCAGCAUAUGCUGUUCCUUAUGCUCCCAUUCUUACAUGUAGCGACACAACAAAAGAUUCUUUGCGCAAAGAGGUGGAGAUAUUGAAGUCGAAGAGCCAUUGGCGAAAAGCUUACUUCUACUUGUGGGAUGAGCCUUUGAAUUUGGAGCAGUAUGAUUUGAUUCGCAGCAUGUCCAGUGAGAUACGAGCUUAUGCACCCGAUGCCCGUGUGCUAACCACUUACUAUUGUGGCCCUAGUGAUGCACAUCUUGGUUCCAGUACUUUUGAAGCUUUUGUCAAAGUUCCAAACCUGUUACGUCCUCAUACCCAAAUAUUUUGCACAAGUGAGUGGGUUCUUAGCAAUCGAGAGGACUUGGUAAAGGAUAUUGUUGCUGAAUUACAGCCAGACAAUGGUGAGGAGUGGUGGACUUAUGUGUGCAUGGGGCCUUCCGAUCCCCACCCAAACUGGCAUCUUGGCAUGCGAGGCACCCAACACCGUGCAGUGAUGUGGAGAGUCUGGAAAGAGGGCAGCACAGGGUUCUUAUAUUGGGGUGCCAACUGUUAUGAGAAGUCGACGGUGGCUAGUGCUGAGAUAAGAUUUCGACGUGGCCUUCCCCCAGGUGAUGGAGUUUUAUUUUAUCCUGGUGAAGUGUUUUCUUCAUCACCAGAACCAGUUGCGUCAGCCAGGCUAGAGCGAAUUCUCAGUGGCAUGCAGGACAUCGAGUACUUGAAGCUCUAUUCUUCAAGAUAUGGCAGGGAAGAGGCUUUGACUCUUCUGGAAAAGACAGGCGUCUAUCUCGGCCCCGAGCGUUACACACUUGAUCACACACCAAUUGAUGUAAUGCGAGCUGAGAUCUUCCGCACUUGUAGAUCCUAAAGGAGCAUCCGAAUUCUCCUCAUCCUUGCUGCUUGUGGGCUUUUAGGAGAAUUCUGUGUGGGCAGGAAUUCCUGCAUAAAAGCUGGUUUGUUGAAGCAGGAAUUCUCUUAAUUUUUCUUAACGAUUGGUUGUCCAGUAGCAGGGAUCCAGAACUUUUUUGCUAAAUUUGAAUGUUGUAUAUAUGGACGCUGUUCUGAUUGUGUAGGAAAGCAUGAAUCAUUAAUUUUCAUAUAAACCUUGCGACUCAUCAGUUUUUUGAAGAAAUCUAGCUCACCUGGCUUGUCA